AUGGAUGCCGAUGUCGAUGCGAUCGACAUCGAUGAUGAUGACGACGACGAUUCUGGUAGAUUCAGCAUCGCCAAUGACUGCCAAAGUGAGGACGAUGACACCCUCACCGGUAAAGAUAACGUUCUUUCAGCAGUGCACAAUAAGCGCACUGCUGUUGACAAGGAUGAACUAGCAUAG
Messenger RNA from Peronospora matthiolae, 177 nucleotides. Lineage: Eukaryota; Oomycota; Peronosporomycetes; Peronosporales; Peronosporaceae. The record is from the annotation of a GenBank genome assembly.